AACCACCCAACUCUAUAAAUUGCACUCACUAAUUGAGUCACUCAUUAAUUUGGUCCCUGUUUAUAAACAUCUUCCCCUGCAAGCUUUACUUUUUGCACUACACCAUUCAUCAAUGGCUGCAGCUCCAAGUGACUCCAUACCCUCUCUAAUGGGGGCUUGGGUCUAUUCAGAGUAUGGAAAAACUUCUGACGUUCUCAAGUUUGAUCCUAGUGUGGCUGUUCCGGAAACUAAAGAGGAUCAGGUGCUGAUCAAGGUGGUUGCUGCUUCUCUUAACCCAGUUGAUUUCAAAAGGGCUCUUGGUUACUUCAAGGACACUGACUCUCCCCUACCUACUGUGCCAGGGUAUGAUAUGGCUGGUGUGGUGGUGAAGGUGGGAAGCCAAGUAACAAAGUUUAAGGUGGGGGAUGAAGUAUAUGGGGAUAUCGAUGAAACAGCAGUGGUGAACCCAACAAGGUUUGGGUCUUUGGCAGAGUACACUGCUGCAGAAGAAAGAGUAUUGGCUCACAAACCCAAAAACCUGAGCUUUAUUGAAGCUGCUAGCCUUCCCUUAGCCAUUGAGACUGCCUAUGAUGGGCUUGAAACAGCCGAACUUUCUGCUGGUAAAUCCAUCCUUGUUUUGGGAGGCGCUGGGGGUGUCGGAACGCAUGUUAUCCAGCUAGCAAAGCAUGUUUUUGGUGCUUCCAAAGUGGCAGCUACUGCAAGCACUAAGAAACUGGAUUUUUUGAGAAGCUUGGGUGCUGAUUUGCCUAUCGAUUACACCAAGGUGAACAUCGAAGACCUGCCAGAGAAAUUUGAUGUAGUGUAUGAUGCAGUUGGAGAGACUGACAAGGCUGUGAAGGCGGUGAAAGAAGGCGGGAAGGUAGUAACAAUAGUAGGUCCAGCAACGCCACCAGCUAUCUUAUUUCUGCUUACCUCUAAAGGGUCUAUCUUGGAGAAACUGAAGCCUUACUUGGAAAGUGGGAAGGUGAAGCCAGUGCUUGAUCCCACAGGUCCAUAUCCCUUUUCUAAAGUUGUGGAAGCAUUUGGUUACCUUGAGACUUUCAGAGCUACAGGAAAGGUGGUUGUGUAUCCCAUCCCAUGAGGUUGAGACUGUAUGUGUAGAUGAUCUAUAACUCUAAAUGCAGAUCGACUCCAUUUCCCUCCUUGUAUGUGUGCAGCAGUAUGUUUUAAUCUUGAAGACUUGUAAUAAUGACUGCUCAAUAAAUUGUAAUUGUGUA
Rosa rugosa (rugosa rose) is the source of this 1217-nucleotide messenger RNA. Its product is annotated as 2-methylene-furan-3-one reductase-like. Bases 113 to 1081 code for a protein of 322 amino acids. Gene Ontology annotation, molecular function: oxidoreductase activity, acting on the CH-CH group of donors, NAD or NADP as acceptor; zinc ion binding. The transcript has 4 exons. The record is from RefSeq and is a predicted model, not a curated record. NCBI's taxonomy places the organism in Eukaryota, Viridiplantae, Streptophyta, Magnoliopsida, Rosales, Rosaceae.